AGCCGCCUCCCAGAGCCACAUAGGCGGGUUCAUGUGUGCCUGACUGCCGAGGCUCCUGCACUGUGCCGGGGACAGAGACAGCGGCGCUGGGCUCUAUGCCUGUGUGUGUCUGUGUGUGUCUGUGUGUGUGUGUUUGUGUGGGUGUGUGUGUGGGGGUGUGUGUGUAGGUGCAUAGGGGUUUGUGUGUGCGUGCGCGCGCGCGUGCGGCAUUCCACAACAGCUCGGCUCGGAGUCAUGACGACGGUAUUUCUUUCUCUUUUGGUUUUGCUUUGAGCUGGACGGAGCUGCCCCUGGUGAGAUGAUCCGCGACACAUGGACGUAGCACCGGCGCGAGAGUCCCACGGUUCGACUCUUGACACGGACCGAGGUACGCACACCUCCCCCGGCAUCCUCUCCCCGCGGUCACCGCUGUCACCCGCUGCUCCAGGGCGCACGCUGAGCCCCGCUCAGAACGACAUGCUGACUGACAGUGGUGAGUUUGCGGGGGGGACCUUGGAAGAGCUGAUGGACGGGUCCCUGAGUGUUCCAGACCCAGCGCCUUUGACCGGGCACAUCUCUGAGACCGGGCACAUCUCUGAGACCGGGCACAUCUCUGAGACCGGGCACAUCUCUGAGACCGGGCACAUCUCUGAGACCGGGCACAUCUCUGAGAGCGAGUAUAUUUCUGAGACCGGGCACAUCUCUGAGAGCGAGCUCUCAUGUCACUGCUGCUACAACAUCCUGCUGGAUCCCACUACUCUGACCUGCGGGCACAGCGUGUGCCGACACUGCCUGGCCAUGUGGUGGCACUCUUCCAAGAAGAACGAGUGUCCCGAGUGUCGCGAGAAGUGGGUGGGCUUCCCCAAGAUCAACAUCCUGCUCAGAGAUGCAACAGAGAAGCUGUUUGGUGACACUGUGCGGAGCAGGAAGGCUGCGGUGGAGGCUGACCCCCAGAUAAGGCACUCUCUGCUGGCCUUCCAAAGGUAUGGGAACAACAGGGACCGGCCCAGGAGAGUGGAGAACAAAGGAGCAGGCUUCUUCUUCUCAGGAGUCCUCACUGCCCUCACUGUGGUAACUGUUCCUUUGCUGGCGUAUCACUGGAGCACGGGAGGUGUGGAGUCCUCAGACCUUCUCCUCUCUAAACCCGUGUCCCACUGGAGUCCUCAGGAGGUCCUGACCUGGCUGCAGAGUCUGGGGCCGUGGGCUCACCUGUACACAGAGUCUUUCCUGCACGAAAACGUCAAUGGAAGGCUCCUCUUGAUGCUGGGGGAGGAGGAGCUCCUGAGCGCCCCCUACAGCAUCCAGAACCCCGCUCACAGACGCACUGUCUUGGCCGAAAUGGACAAAGUCAGAACUCUGGGAGUCAAACCACCACAGAAUCUGUGGGAGUACAAGGCAGCGUACCCGGGCACAUCCCUGUUCCUCCUGUACUCACUUAGGCGCUCUCCUCGCCUUACACUGCUCUACCUGUACCUGUUUGAGUACUCGGACAUAUUCCUGCCUUUCCUGCACACCUGCUGUCCGGCCAUGGCUCCAAGGGACCAGCUGGAGGAAAGCACGCUCACACAUUCACAGGUGGAGCCCAGCUGGAGGCAGUGGGCAGAGUUCCUGGUGAAGUAUGCGCUCCUGCCGUACCAGCUGAUGGCAGAGUUUGCCUGGGACUGGCUGUCCGUGCAUUACUGGACCUCUCGCUUUAUCAUAGUCAACGCCAUGUUGCUGUCUGUGCUGGAUGUGAGCGCCCUCUGGAGGCUGUGGGCCAGAGCGGGCUUCAGGGCCAUGCCUGGGGACCUGUGGAGCCACCUUUGGGAGCUGCUCUCUCAGGGGCUGUUCCUGCUGCUGCUGUGGCCCAUCACCCCUCAGUUCCUCUGCAGCUGUCUGUUCUACUGGGGCCUGUACUUCAGCCCCAUCGUCAACAUGGACCGAGUGGUACGGCAGCUCUUGCACCCUGACACACACGCUCUGUGAGCAGUGUGCACAAGCACCAGAGAGCAGCCCCGUGGGUGCACAAUAAAGCAAACGCUUACCGACUGUGGCUCUCUGCAGUUGAUUCACAUGUUGCCUGGAGGAUGUGACCAUGCUUAUGGCACUGCUGGCCUUUCCCUGAGGCCUCUGGCUUGGUAUAAAAAAGACCAGCAGAGGUCUACUGUCUUAGUCAGUUCAAUGACUAAAAUGUAUGAUUUUAAAAUCAGAAACUGGGUUGGUUAUUGCAUUGUGCAUGUCUCCUGUUGUGGAGAUACACAGUUGCCUGAAUUCUGCUGAUUGCAUGUUAAAGUUUUUCAUUUCUACAGUAAUUAGUGCUCACAGUCAGGUAUUUGUAUGUAGAGGAAAAGUUUUUCAUUUAAAUGUACUUUUACAUUUCCAGACAUGUAGUUGCACCUACCUCUUUUACUGGAAACCACCUACAACAUGGAAUCAUUUAUUGUCUCAAAUUUAAAGGUGCACUAUGUACAUUUUCUGGUGGAGGGUCUGAAACCUUCUACAAUCUAUCUAUGUAUGGAGAUGUUGGUCUUUUGUCUGAAAUGUUAAAUAUAAUGGCAUAAAAUGUAUCCAAGCAGGUGACACCACCAAACCAACUGUUAGCAAUAAAAACAGCUUUAAUUGAGUACAAGAAAGAUCAAUAUGUUUAAAUACUGUAGAGCAUUCCAGGCAAAGCAAAAACAUACCCAUGAAAGAAGCAGGUGGUGGAGCCUCCACUAGAAAAAGUUCCAUGUUCCUUCAGUUCUUAAUCUUAAAGUUGCACUUUCUAAUGUUGUCUUUUUUUGCAUUGUUAAUUGCACUGUUGCACACUUUGCAUUUCUUUCAAAUGUUGAAAUCAAAGCAUUUUAUAAAUCAGA
Molecule: messenger RNA, 2813 nt
Organism: Boleophthalmus pectinirostris (great blue-spotted mudskipper)
Lineage: Eukaryota; Metazoa; Chordata; Actinopteri; Gobiiformes; Gobiidae
Product: bifunctional apoptosis regulator
Exons: 9
Coding region: 313-1944 (543 amino acids)
Biological process (GO): proteasome-mediated ubiquitin-dependent protein catabolic process
Cellular component (GO): nucleus
Molecular function (GO): ubiquitin protein ligase activity; metal ion binding; protein binding
Source: RefSeq, a predicted model, not a curated record